Messenger RNA from Aureobasidium pullulans EXF-150, 915 nucleotides. RefSeq lists its product as uncharacterized. Bases 143 to 793 code for a protein of 216 amino acids. Lineage: Eukaryota; Fungi; Ascomycota; Dothideomycetes; Dothideales; Saccotheciaceae. The record is from RefSeq and is a predicted model, not a curated record. The transcript is spliced from 2 exons.
CGCGUGUUGAUGUCUUUAAGCUGAGAAGGGCAUGUGUAAGAGUUGAGUGGAGGUUGACUUCUUUUAUAAUCUUCCCUGCCCCGGUAAGUGCUUGUAGUAUACAUCGUCUUUCAUCUUUUUCGUCUUCAGCUCAAGCAACAUAAUGGUCGUCCAACUCUCCUACCGCAAGUCCCUCCGCUGGGUUCCCGGUGAGCCCUCCGAGCCAACCUCAACCCUCGUCCUCGACGUCGGCAGCUACUUCGUCGACCUCCGCAUCUUGAAAUCCGAUGGCAGCAUCGACUGGGCCAUGGCCGGAAAACGCACAAUUCUCUCCGAGUCACCGCUAAAAUGCCAGUGGGCAAAAGAAAUCUGCUCCCAAAAUACCGAAGCCCACGACGACAUUGGCGAGUUCGAAGACCUGCCCAACGGCGAUGCAUUAGAGAAAGGUUCAAUGCCUAAUCCUGAUAACAACGAUGAGAUCCAAGCAUACGAAGAAGUCUGGGGAGGCAUCGAUGUUCCUUCUUCCGACGAGCCAGCCUGGAUUCUGAGGAGUAAGGAUGAUAAUGGCAUUACGUUUGUGGGAAAGGUGGGAGAAUAUUUUCAAGUGUUGAGGAAGAGAGGGGAAGGGCCGUUUGAUGCGUUGAGAGAGCAGAAAGAAGGUGAUAAGUGGGUAGAAAAGUAUGCUGUUGGUGAAAAACUGCCUUCGAUCAAGGAGUUGGGGGAGGGAGUUUUCGACACCAAGAGCUGGAGACAAGAUACCGAUGUCGAGGUUGCCGGAGUAAAAUACACAGUCUACGCUCUGGAAAAGGCAUGAGCUUCCAGACAUAGAAAGAAACGAACACAGAUUUAUUGCAAAGGCUAUCUUAUACAACCUUCUCGAAAGCCAACCGACAUUUCUGACCCUUGGGUCUGCUAGAAAUGAUCUGAUCAUCCAAU